AUGAGCUUGAGUACGCCUAAUGAUGAGGCUUCCGGACGAAGCCCGUCGGGUAGUAUCAGUACUGUUCGAACUGAACGAGCCAGUGCUAGGAGUAGUCGAAGUUCGCGGAAUAAUCAGCUGCACGUCGAGUAUAUCCUAGUUGCCGAGUUCUCUAUUGAUAAAGGACCCACAAUGGAACAUCAGUACCCAAAUGCUAUCAGUGGCGAUGAACAUAUGCUCGCCGAACUUAUGCUGCCGGACCAAGCUCAUGUCCGCAUUCAAGAUUGGACUAUAUUCUUUUUGCAUAAAGACGCAGAACGAGAAUCAGUCGAAGUAGACGCCUCGGGCCAUGCGCCUUUAAUAUAUGUACUCAAUUUAGUCAAUACAAAGCAUGAUAAAAGAGAAAAAAGAGGCGCAAAAGUAAAGGCCAUGGCCAUAUGCACCAGGCAUUCAUUCCUUCAUAUCUAUAAGCCUAUCCUACUCCUUGCACUUGAGGAAUACUUCAAAACACCUACUGUAGAUACUCUCGCAGAAAUCUUCACAGCUGUGAAUGCAAUGGAUCUUUCAGCCAUGCCGGAUUUUUCUAUUUUCGAACGCCAAAUUCUCUCUUCUAGUGAACAGAAAGAAAUGUUCACUGAAAAAUUUGAAGAGAUGGCCCAUAUAUAUCCAAAUGCCGCACAGCAGCAAAUGAGGUCUCCCUCUUCUCUGGGAAUGCUGACAACUGGGGAUGAAGAUCCCGAAACAAGGGCGACGACAUAUAUUGAUCUAGCGCCAGGAAGGAAUAAACUUGUAAAUGGGAGGAUCACAAUCAACAGGGACAGCCACGAGUUUGAAACCAAGGUUGUUUAUUCUGGUAUACCUAUACCUAUCAAGGUUCCUGUUGCAAUAAUGCCCGAAACUGUUGGAGAUUUCUCAUUGAUACACUUAAUAUCGACUUUCUCUCAGCAUCACUCCGCAAACCCCCAACCAUUUGCCCUCCAUCCCCAUCUCACUACGAAUGGCCCAUAUACACAUCCCAUUAUUGUAUUGGUCAAUGGGCUUCUUACACAGAAAAGAAUAAUAUUUCUCAGUCAUCUAAGACCUUCUGGCGAGGUCGCAGACCAUGUGCUGGCCGCGUGUUCACUGGCAUCAGGCGGUGUAUUGCGUGGGUUUACGCGGCAUGCGUUCCCAUAUACAGACUUGUCUAAAGUUGACGAACUACUUUUGGUUCCUGGGUUUAUAGCUGGUGUCACCAAUCCUACUUUUGGAAAUCAUCACGGCUGGUGGGAUAUCCUUUGCAAUAUUGAUACUGGUAGAAUAAAGAUCUCCCCUGAAAUCAAGCCAUGUCCUCCAGGCGACGGUGCCAGUUUUGGUGGGUUUGCGAACAUCAGUGGCCACGUUGAUCCUGGAGAUAAUGCGUUCAUGGAUGACGUCUUGAACUGCAUUUCUUCCAAAUUCGGCGAAAAGGCACUACGGGCCAAAUGGCGAGAUUGGAUCGUGCGAUUCACAAGAAUGGCUGCAGCAUUUGAAGAGUUAAUUUAUGGAUCCAGUGCCCUGUGGAUAGGACAUGAAGAAAACCAUGUUAUCCGUGGUCAUGGAUAUGUCUGGCCAGAUGAACAAACUAAGAUGAGAGAUCUAGCGGCGAACAUGGCUAGGAUAGAGGGAUGGAGAGGUAGUAGGACAUACCAUUCUUAUUGUCAGGCAAGUACACCACCAAGCUUUAUCUUUCGGAUACAAGCUGACUUUGAGCAGGAUGUUCUGCAAUUCUAUAUGGCAAAACCAAUCAAGGUUGUUGACCUGCACCACCAGAUUGACCGCCUAAGAUAUCUGAGGUUGUCAAUCGAUGACUCUGCCAAAAUUUAUACGACAAUCAGAGACUAUGUCGUAGAAUACGAAGAGAUUAACCAGCUUCUUUGUGUACUUCCAGAAAAUCAAGGAGGAUUAUUUCCAAUCGCAGUUGGUCUCUUCCAUCCGCUGCAGAAAGUACGGUUUGCGGUUGUGGAGUUGCUGGAGAGAAUAAGUACACACAUGGCUGGACGUCAUUUCUUCAAUUCGCUCAAUAAGUUUCAGAAAUUGGCCUUCAUCCGUCUUCAACAAGAGAAACUAAACACGGCAGCUGAAAGUCCAAAUACUGGUGUGACUAUGGGUGGAUUGAAUAUCGCAGAUGCCGUCACAAAAUAG
This is a messenger RNA of Morchella sextelata, 2139 nucleotides long. RefSeq lists its product as uncharacterized. Gene Ontology annotation, biological process: actin cortical patch localization. NCBI's taxonomy places the organism in Eukaryota, Fungi, Ascomycota, Pezizomycetes, Pezizales, Morchellaceae. The coding region runs from base 1 to 2139 and encodes 712 amino acids. Gene Ontology annotation, cellular component: plasma membrane. The transcript is spliced from 6 exons. The record is from RefSeq and is a predicted model, not a curated record.